Podarcis lilfordi (Lilford's wall lizard) is the source of this 31316-nucleotide messenger RNA. Lineage: Eukaryota; Metazoa; Chordata; Lepidosauria; Squamata; Lacertidae. The record is from the annotation of a GenBank genome assembly.
AUGACCAAGCAGCAGGAAGUUAUGAGCAAAAUGGAGGUCUUGCCAGUUACACCUAUUGAUCAAAUUACAUAUGGGGCAGUUUCUCAAUCCAUACAAAUUCAAAACAAAGUAGCUUUCUUGUCUCACAGGUUAUGAUAUAUCAACCAAAGGAAUAGCAGAAACUGUGCCUUACCCUACCAGCAAGGCCCUUGAAAAAUAUUUAUUGUUAAAGUUGCGGUGUGAGGGAGAGAGAUUUUGGAUAAUGCCACUGAAGAACCAUGGGGAACUGUUGAGGAAUGAUGAAGAAAAAAAUAGGCUAACAAUUUGGUCCUAGAAGACAGAUUAUAUAUCUGCAUUCAUCUGUCUGAACUUCUGGGACUAGUGAAAGAUUAGAGGUCUAUAAGGCAGGGGAACAGUGCAGUGAGCUCUUCCUGUGAAGUAGCAUUUUCUGUGGCCCAGGGUCUGUGUUCCUCAUCUUCUGUUGUAACUACUGCCCUCUGUGCCAAUGGGUUCCAGAACGCAGAGGAAAACUCUCGCAUCUCAAUCACCUUUUUCCGACUCUUCCGCGUGAUGCGUCUGGUGAAGCUCUUGAGCCGAGGCGAGGGCAUCCGCACACUGCUAUGGACCUUCAUCAAGUCCUUCCAGGUAAUUCUUUAUUUCUUCUUCUAUGCCUUUGCCUUGGGACAGUACUGAUGUGUUUGCCACCUCUACAUUGCACAUUUUUAUAUAGAUCAGCAAUGAUCCCUGAAUGGAUAGUUUUUUCCAGUCACAGGUCUCCCAGCAUUAGGGUGAAUGUGAUGAGGCAGGAUGAGGUAAAGGAUUUCAAAAUCUAAACCCAGAUCUGUAAACCAUGUGGAGGUGUGGAAUUGUUUAGUAAACUAGCUGAUUUUUAUGUUUCAUAAACUCCCUUUAGUGCAGUUUCCAGAGGGGUAACCAUGUUAGUGUGUUGCAAGAAAAACACCCAAGUCUUGUCACAUCUUUAAAGUUAACACAUUUAUUAUGGCCUAAUAUAUUUAUUAGCGGCUAAGGUGCCACAAUACCUUCUUUCCUGAAUUUUAAGUUAAUACUGGACAUUGAAUUGGGAUUGUUGGAUCCUCCUCUGAUAAACAUGCUAAGGCAAAAUGAUUGAUAUAGUCAUAUUUUCCCAAGGUAGUUCACAACCCUAGUUUGUAUUUUUUAUAUAUAUAUUAAAAGUACGGUGUUUUACUUUGUCCCAUCAGGUCAGCCUGCGAACAAGCACUAUCUUUUUGCACUAAUGAUUUAUGCAUCUGUGGCCACAACCAGAAAUUUGGCUUUGUCCAGUAAUGGCAACAGCUCCAACCCCUAUGCAUGCUUUGGGCAUAAGCUGAUGUAUCUUAAUAACAGACACCAGUACUAAAUCCAUGGCAAUGGUCACAAGACAAUGUGAGCUCACACAAUUUGUUGUUGGCAUCUGUCUGUCUCGAGAGACAAUGGAGUGUGCCUCCGAGGGGAGAAUCACAGUGCCUGCUGUGGCUGCAGAGACCAGCAACUUGUAACUGCUGCCUCCUGCAUUGUUUUUGCUGUGUUAGCAGCACCAAAAUUAACUCCCUAGGGCACAGGCCUGUGCAGUGUAUAUAGAGGUCCUGGGCUGCCCAGGUUAUAAGACACCCCCCUCCCUCAGCCUUGCUGAUGUGAUCCAAAGGAAAGCAGAGCAGUACAUUUGGCAUCAGCCUGGCUGCAGGAGCUGCUAGAAGGAAGUGUACAAGACUCCAUCCAACCAUCUUAGUAGCUCCACUCUGGAUUUGUCUGUAGGGUUCACUCUUUAGCCUUUUCUUCCCCCAAAGAUAUCCCUCAAGGCUCAGGUAUGGAUUUUUCAUCAGGGUUUACUCCCGAAGCCUUUCUCACAAAUGAAUAAAAACCUCAAGGCAGUGGAGGUUUAGGAUCAGUUUUCCUUCUCUUAGAUGGGCUACCUUUCGGGCUGACGAGCCCCAUGAGCUAAGCAGAAAUAACCCAUGGGUGUCAACAAGCACCAUUUUUUAAAAAUGCAUUUUAAAAAAUUAUUAUCAGCAAGUUUACAGCCAAGGAGUUUCCUGACAGAACUUUAAAAACAGGCCCCAAACAAAGGACAAAGCUCUGUCCUUCUGUAGUCUGUCAAUAUCAGUCCUAUUUCUCAGCACAACAAAUUGCUCCAUCUCUUAUUCCCUUUACAUCUUUAUUAACACUGUGCCUCUCACUGAGUCACUGUUUGGUUCUUAGUUCUGUCUUCCAUGAUCCUUUAUAAUUUACCCAUAUGGACAGUAUCAUAAACAAGUAGAAAGUCAGUUGUCAAAAAGAGCAAGAAUUGCGUGCUUAGAGGUUAUUCAGACAAACAUAACAAGAGUGUUAAUUUUUUGGAGUCAAUAAAUGACAGAAAAUGGAAAUUUACAAAACAUGUACACUGCAAAUGGAUCCCAAAAAGGAAUGAAUUCCAUUAUCAUUGUGAUUUCAGCAAUAUUUUCCAGUGUUUCCAAAAGAUGUCCCACAAAGUCUAACAAAAUUCUACUCUGCACAGGAACAUACAUGUUGACAGUGCUAAAUAGUUACUAAAUAUAAGAACAACAAUAUUCAUUGAAACCCAACGUCAUUACUUAUUAGAUGAAUUAAGACACUCUACUUUCCUCAUAGUUACAUAAAAAAGUAAUGAAUGACCUCGUUUCAAAAAUGCUUUAUCACCAUAUUUCUCCAUAAAAUAAUUUAAAAACAUUUCACCCCAACUUCCACUGACAGGAAACAAUACUUGGAAUUAAAUUACUUAUGAAGCUUAUAAAAGCAGUGGCAGAAAUACUUAAUUUUAAAGUAGGGAAGAGUAGUUUAUGCUGAUAGAUGUUGUUGUAUAUUGGUUAUUGCACAGAAAAAUGUAACUUUUUCAAAAAAACAUCCACAAGAUACAGUAUACACCUGCCUGCAUUGAGAUGAUGGUAACGUAUUUACUAUACCCAAGAUAAAAUCAAAUACUGGGCAUUAGCCAAUGUUUGCUUAUGUUCAACAGCAGUACUACAGAUAUUGUCUACUGAAAGCAAGACCCACUUCACAUAUUUUUUCUGACACAAAUAUUAAUAAUAAUUUCAGAAAAAUGAAUGUGCAGUGCAAGACUUAUUGACAAUAUAAUUAUGGUUCUGUGUGUUGAUAGCAAGUUUAGUCAAAGAUCAGGUGAAGUCAAAGAUGGAUCAGCAGAGGCACCUAGUGGAAAAACAGACACAUUACAACAAUUCAUUGUUCUUGCAAUGAUUUCGCAUAAUACUGUACAUGCAUUAAAAAAAAUUAGAUGCACAAGUGCAUCCAUGUUUCCACUUUCUGCCAUAUAUGACUUGCCACUUAUACAGCUUCAGGGAUGGGGUGGACGACUAUUGCUGCUGCUGUUGCUUACAUUUAUAGCCUGCCAUUCCUCCAAAGACUUUAAGGUACUGUACAUGGUCAUUCCCCCCCACCCACAACACAUACAUUUAUUGUUAUUAUUUGUCUUCCACACACAUAUCUCAAGGUGAUAUACAAAAGUCCAUUCAAAGAAAUAAAUAUUGUUGAAAGCAACAUGGAAAAUAACCUCAGAUAAGCUCAAAAACAAUAACCAACUAGGCACACCUAAGGCAGAGACUUAUUCAGUGGUGAAAGUCUGUCCUAACAACAAUCUUGUGAGGUAAGCUAGUACGGGAGAUAUGAGACCCAAGGUUAUCUAGUGAACGUCAUGGCUGGGCAGAAAUUUGAACCUGUUUCCCCAAUCCUAGUCCAAUAUUCUAACCAUUUCAACAUGGUGGGUCUCCAAGGGAUGUAUGAAUUUCCAUUUGGAAUGUGACAACAUGUGAGGGAAACAGCAAGUAUAAAUGCAUUUUCAUGUGCUUUGCUGCACACUGAAUAGGCAAAGCCACUUUUGCCUUCUGUCGCAUCCCUUCAGGCUGUUGUAAUAACAUAUAGGGGCUUGCUGAAAUACUCCUUUCUUCAACAAGUCAAACUGUCUUAUUAAGUGGCACACCAUGAUCUAUUUUGGGUUUUUUUUUUCCCCCAGGCUCUUCCCUAUGUGGCUCUUUUAAUAGUGAUGCUGUUUUUUAUCUAUGCUGUGAUCGGGAUGCAGGUAGGUGAUUUCCUAAAAUUAAUGUUUUCACAUACAAAAGUAUAUAUGGAAGUCAACAAACACUUGUAGGAAAACGAUUUGAUUGACCCAAAUAUUUUGACAAAGUGCACAAAAAUAGAGUAUAUUGAAAGAGAUGUGCCAAUAGGACUUUGAUGUUCAUAUUUGUUAUGUCAGUUCAAACAAUUUGGUGGAGACAAUGGAGAAGGGGCUUCCUGGUUCAUUUUGAAGUUGUUUGGGGGUCUGGAAAUGUAUGGUCAAGGAACGAGGAGCAAGCCCCUGCUGCUUUCUUCAUUUUAUUUAUUAAUUUUUUACAGAGGUUGUUCACCAUGGGUGGGGCAACAUUAGAGAAGAUUAAUUGCUUUCCCAGCUAGUAUAAAUACUUAAAUGGAUAUAUUCACGUCAAAGGAUCAAAACCCCUGUAAAAGGAUGACUUUGACCUGUGUUGAGAAGAUUGCUACAGUUGCUUUGAAGUACAGGUGAAAAACCACACCAAAUGCUCUUAGAAUAUUGUACCUGCUUUUUAGCAGUUUAAUUUAGAAUUUAUCUAAACAUUGGCAUAUGAAUCUUAGUUGCAGUAAAUCUUAUAUCUCUUUUAACCACCAGCCUUAUCUGAAAUAUCAUAAGAACAUAGGAGUCUGCCUUACACCAAGUCAGACUAUUGGGCCACAUAGCUCCGUAUUGCCUACAGUAACUGGCAGCUACUCUGUAAGGUUUCAGGAAGGAGACCUUCCCAGCCCUACCUGGAGAUGCUGGGGAGUGAACCUGGGACUGUCUGAACAUAGGCAUACCUAGGUUCCUUGUGCCCUUGGCCAGGAGCUGUAUUGACGACCCACCCAGAAAAGAAUCUGAGAAGCAGGUGAGAUUGCUUGGACAGGAGGAACAUGCCUCCUUGUGGCUGGAUAUUGCUUUCUGCCUGGAAGCCGCUCCAAGGAUCUCUUUCCACUCCCUCCUGCAACAGCAGCUGCAGCUUUUCCUUCUGGAGAUCUCAGAGGAUUCCUUCUGCAGGCAAAACAGAUGCUUUUGCACCCCCAGGACAGGCUGCUUUUGCCAACCCCUAAGUAUGCCUCUGCUUCUGCACAUAAGGGCAGAUGCUGUACCAUUUAGCUAUCACCCUUCACCAUCUGGUUUUGCACUGCCAGUCUAAAAUCAAUUGAUGAAAGAGCUACAUUGACACAAUUGGUUUACAACUCGUGGAACUUCAGUUUGUGUCAUAAUUUGGGGCUGGCAUUGGGGAACCAUGCCACCCGUGACUUCAACAGCUGUGUAGCAGGUAGAAAUUCAAUAGGUUACAAUUAUAGGAAAAGCAUCGCCUGACAGCAUUUUGUCAGUCAGACACCCUACAACUUGUGGAUAGCUACUGAUUUAUUAUUGGGCCUUCCACCCCACUCACAAAAGAGGGCACAAAAUUGUGUAUGAAACACACAUACACACAAAGCAAAUGUUAUACAUAUGUGUGCCUUCUUUUCCAGUGGGGGUGGAGAGCCCAAUCCACAAAGUGUACUGGACCAGAAAAUGUUGGAAUCCCUGGUUCAAUACAUUCAAUCAAGUUCUUGGUAUGCGUGUAUGUUGCAGAGAAGAAGUGAAGCUUUAGAAACACACUUUUUCCUUCUGCUACAACGUGGUGUACCUGGCAGUGUUUAUCUGUCCAGUGUCAGUGGUGGUGGGUGGAUUUUGCCCACACCACACCAUUGUCUAUCAAACACAAUAUCUUAUUUUCCCCCAUAUGCAUGGAUAGCAGCCAUUCACUUACAUGGGGGGGGGGAGGGAAAAAAGUGUGUACUCAGGGGCAGAACUGAGGUGGGAGCUAAACUACCCCUGGGUUUGCAACUCUCCCAACAGCAUUGUUUAUUGCAACCCAUCUUCCUCCAUGCAGAUUAAACCUGCUCCUGUCUUGGUCAUAGUAUAAUAUGGUUGCUAAUGUAAUAGAGACAGAACCCACAGAGCUUCCUUUUAAUAUAUGACAAGGCAGAAAUGCACCUAAUUUGUACACAAUAUUUAAUUAUCCCAGAUGAAUGUUGGACACUUUGCCUCAUUCAAGAUUUUAACAAUCUAAUUGAUCUUAUUAUAUUGCAAAACCAAUAUUUCUGCAAAAAAAGAAAUAUCUGCAUUAAAAUGUGUAUCUUUGUCACAAACAAAGUUUUUGCAUUAAUCUAUAUUUUGAAUUUGACAUAACGAAGAAAUAAUUAGAAAAGGUUCAGGCAAUUCUAACUCACAUUCAUAUUUUAAUAAAUAAUUAAUAAAUAUUAAGUGCUAAGUAUUUUUUAUUAUGUCUCUUCUCUUUGGCAAUCACUCGUAGCAGAGUAAGAUUGUCUUCCACGAACACUGUCUUAACAGUGAGUCUGUAUAGGACUGUGGAGGCCAAUUCUGGAUCUACAUGUCCUUCCACAAUGGGGACAUAGGUUUCCGGACGGGAGUUGAUCACGUGAAGGUUUGUCAAAUGUGCCUUCCUCUUAGCUCCUUUCUCCUUUUCGCCCUGAGUUCAUGCUUCUUCAAAGUCCAUCACACCUUUGGUAAAGGCUGUUCUCCAGUUGGAGCGCUCGCAGGCUUAUACUACAUUUGUUUAGAUUUGCCUUGAGAGUGUCUUUAAACCCCUUUUGCUUUCCAUUUUUGAGUUUGGAAUAGAGUAGUUGCUUUGGAAGACAAUAAUUAUAUCCUCCUCAACUCUGCAAAGUCCCAUUUCCUCAGCUACUCAACUCUUAAUGGGCAUGAAGGGUUUUGCCAAAUCCCUUGCAGUGAAAAAGCCUGGUGAGAGUUGUUUGAAUCCACUUGAUGCAAGAGUUCCCUUUUUUAAAAAAAAUGCCCUUGAGACAUUACUAUUGAGUCAUCAGUUUGGAUGCACCAGAACUGACAGUUACAUGAGACUUUCCUAUUUAAGGAAAGAAAGAAAGAAUCUAUCUUAGCUGUCUCUUCUGAUACUAAGCAUCACAAUGCUUAAGCUUCACCAACUUAUGUGACCAAGUGGAAAAACACAAAUUGAUUAUGAUGGAUGACGCUGCCCAGCUGAAGCUUCAACAAGUGUGCUUAGAGGAAGAAUCUUCUUUUCUGUCGUCUUCUGCAUUGCAAUCACUUCUACAUACUGUACUUUGCUAAUGAGUAAGAUGAAAUGCUGAUUUUAGCCUAACCAUUGCCCCUCAUUUAGUCUGUUAUAUGAAGAGCUUAAAAGAACAAAUGAAAUAUCUCAUGGAAACAUUGCCUCAUACUCUUCUUUCCUGAGAUGAAAAAUAUGGCCUGCCUCAGAGUAUUUAAUCUGUCCUCCUGCAACGGUAACUCCCAACACCCCCUCAGAACAGCUGCAACUGUCAUUACUAAAAUAGUGAGUCUGAGCCUGGGGGAGUCUGAGCCUAGAGAAUUUCAGAGUACUCCUAAGGCAACUAACUUAGAAUAACUUCAUUUUAAAAGCAAUUUUCUGCCUCUCAUGCUUAAUUUUUUAGAACAUUCCUGUAUUUCUUUCUCUUUAAAAAGCAUGAUGCUCAGAAGGAUAUUGCAGCACCUAAGCCUACCAGCAUGGGACGCGGGUGGCGCUGUGGGUUAAACUACAGAGCCUAGAACUUGCCGAUCAGAAGGUCGGCAGUUCGAAUCCCCGCGAUGGGGUGAGCUUCCGUUGCUCGGUCCCAGCUCCUGCCAACCUAGCAGUUCAAAAGCACCUCAAAGUGCAAGUAGAUAAAUAGGUACCGCUCCGGUGGGAAGGUAAACGGCAUUUCCAUGCGCUGCUCUGGUUCGUCAGAAGCAGCUUAGUCAUGCUGGCCACAUGACCCGGAAGCUGUACGCCGGCUCCCUUGGCCAAUAAAGCGAGAUGAGCGCUGCAACCCCAGAGUCGUCCGCGACUGGACCUAAUCGUCAGGGGUCCCUUUACCUUUACUAAGCCUACUAACAGGAUUUUCUAGAACCACCACAUGUGCAGAAAUCAACCAGAUUCUGCAGCACUUGCACAUGAAAACAACAAGGAAAAUAUAUCUCACAAGAUACAGAGAAUUGCAAGAUGGUAGCCCUACUAUGAAAUGUAGCAUGAUACUGAACUAAAGUGCUGGGUUCAUGCAUAUGUCACAGAAUUAAUUAUUUCUGUACUGGUUCUUAAAUAACAGAAGAAUGUUCUUUAAAUUUAAAUGUAAAUUCAUCUUUACAUGGCAUCUUCUUCACUUAUAUACUGAAGCUAAAGUACUUAUAGCUGUCAAAUGAAGGGAAAGGAUUUCUUGGCAAAUCUCUCCUAGCCUGCCUAAGCUCUCCAAGGAUUGUGUGUGAUGUGGCCAACAGAAUAACCCUGUAAUUUUACAUACACAAUGUGUAAUCUUGUGCUCAAAUUUUGUAACUAAACCACUGUAAUCCUCUGUACUUAUUUUUGAAAAAUAUUUGUAUUAAUGUCAUUUGUAAAUUGAGAGAAAACACACAUUGAGUUAUAUGGAUAAAGAAAAACUGAAGGGCUACAGAAGCUUUAGAACAGAUUAGAAUUUAACACAAUUCUGAAUAAUUUUAGAGUUGGCCUUAAAAUUCAAAGAUUCAGUUACAGAAAAGGAAAAAUAGAGUUCAAUCAAAUAUCUACACAGUACUGGGGAACAGUGUUCAAAACUCCUGUUGUUCUAGGUGCAUUUUGUGACAAGGGAUUUCAUGAGCGCGAGCAGUUUCGGAGCUCUGGCCACAGUACUGCACCUAAGAUUUCAGAUUAAAACUGCGGAGUGAAAGAAAAGAAGAAACUUUUUCUGCCUCCCCACUUCCAGCUACUCUCUGAGAAGAGAAGAGACUGGAGAAGAGGCCAUCUUAAGAAUAUUAGAUGGGUGGGCAGGGGAAGGAAUAGACCAUGUGAAAAAUGAACAUAUUUCAGCUGCAGUUCAUUAAUUUUCAGCAUUGUAUUAUUGUUAUUAAAAAAGUUUGCCUAGACAUUCCGGCGUUGCGUCCAUAACCUAGGUUUAAGGUGCCAUUUAGCUCCUAACUUUCAUAUCUUAGUAGGCUGACGUUGAAUCUGCUCUCCCGAGGAAUAACCCCACUGAUCCUCUGCGACCAGUUCCAGUCAGGCUGGCAGACAGCAGUCCUGAACACCCUUCAGAAACUGGGUGUUGCCCCUCAAGCCCUUCUAAGUCUGGGGUUGGGCCAGGCAAAAGCUACGGUCAGGCAAAGAAUCAUAGACACUGAGAGACAACAGGACUGCUCAAGGUGCCCCGACUGUAAUAUUGGAGAAAUCGAGAGAUAUAUAGCCGCACCAGCAGCAUAUCUCUUCUUUCUCGUAUCCAAAAAUGCAAGAAGGGCUUUUACACUUGCCAGAAGCUUGGCUCUGCCCUCGCCAGUCCUGGAAGGAUCCUUUUAAAAAGUCCCAUAUGCUCAGAGACUUUGUGCCUGUUCAUGUGGGGAUAUAGGAAGCCCAGAGCACUUGUUCUUUAGAUGUCCCUUUUAUGAAGAGGCAUGUAGUGAGACCAUUGAUCCCCUGCUGGUGAGGCUCGCUGACCUCCCGGAAAAGCAAAAAUUUGACCUUUUCCUGUCAGGCAAAGAUCAUAAGAUGACCCGGAUGGUUGCAAGAUUCUGUUUACAGAUCUGUAGGCACAGACUAUCCCCCAACCCAAACUAGUUCGUUAAGAAAAUCCCCAAACUCGAUUCCAUGGGUGACUCUGGAUCAUCUCUCUGCGGUAGCUUAUCUUAAAGUUUUAAAUGUCUAUACGCUUAUCGCAUUUAUAAAUUUUAAGUUUAUUGUUGUACAUUGUUUUAAAUAUUUGUUUUCCUUCUGGGAUUGUAGCCCCAAGUAUGUUUUAUAAGCUGGUCUCCGACCGUAAUAAAUUAUCUAUCUAUCUUAGUUUCUAACACUGCUGGGGAAAGAUGUGAAACAAAUGAGUUUGAAUAUCUGAAAUGUGGAGGGUGCAUCCAUAUUUUUUUUAUUUAUUUAUUUAUUUAAAAUAAAUAAGAAUAUUAAUGUGAUAGCUAGCAUGAAAUAUAAUCUUACAAGCUCCUUUUUUCUACUAGGUGUUUGGUAAAAUUGCCCUGAAUGAUACCACAGACAUAAACCGGAACAACAACUUUCAGACCUUCCCCCAGGCAGUACUACUGCUUUUCAGGUGGGUUUCACACUUGUUUCCCUGGUUCAACUAUAUCAUGGAGAAGUUAGUCACUGUGUCUAAGAGAAGCCACCUUACACUUGGGCUGUGAUCCAAUCAAUUUGAUACCCUGCCCAACAAUAAAUGUCCAAUGAUUGUUAAGAUCUGAUACAUCCAAAAUCUCCUAAAAUGCAUCUGCUCAAAGUUCUUUGCCAUGACUAGCUAACUGAAGAAUAGGUUGACAGUCCAAUAUUGCAAACAUUGUGGCUGCUUUUGAACCAUGAGUUACACUGUGCUGCAGGAUAGUUAGUUCCCAUUAGGUGGUGGAGCAGACAUGACAUGACUAGCUGAGCCUUUAAUCUCUAGAUCAGAGCUUUCCAAACUGUGUGUUGUGACAUGAUAGUGUGUCAUCUGCAGUGUGUAGGUGUGUUGCGUGAAUACUCCUUGUGCUCCUCCCGGGGCUGGAAAGGGGUUAGGUUAACCUCCAGUUUGCUAGUAAAACUGAAUUAUUGUGUCACAAAAUGAUGCAUAUCUAAAAAAGUGUGUCACCAACAUGAAAACUUUGCAAAGCUCUGCUCUAGAUUAUUCAGUGGUAAAGACGAAUUACCUUCUUCCCAUCAACCCCUUUUCAAUAGAUGUGCUACUGGCGAAGCUUGGCAGGAAAUCAUGCUGGCAUGCCUCCCAGAUAAGAAGUGUGACCCUGAAUCCUUGGAAUCAAACAACUCUACUGAAGGUGACCAUUCCUGUGGGAGCAGCUUUGCUAUCUUUUAUUUCAUCAGUUUCUACAUGCUGUGUGCCUUCCUAGUAAGUAUAUGUCAGCAGCUUAUGAGUGUUAGUGAUUAACAUGCACUUAACUUGGAAACAUAGGAUGCAAAAUUUUGCAUGACAGACUACAAAAUAUGUCAGUCAUUCUUACCUACUGGGUCUGCAUAGACCAUUUAUCUCUCUUUUAAAUUACUUGGUCUUUAAUUUUGCUUGCUUACCACUUUAUUUUACUUUAUUUUAUCCAUACUAGUAUUUGUUGUAUUAAACAGAGUAUGCAGGUUUGUAACUAUAUAAUAGAUUAUAUACAUAGGAUGCUGCCUUAAACUCGAUCAAGCUAGUGGUGCCUUUUCCAUCACCUACUACUUGUUCCUUUUCAAAACAAAGCAAUGAAGUCUAGGUUCCUUUUCAGUUAAAUGUUUUACAGAGUUUUCUUCUCAAAUUCUGAAUUGUGCAUGGAAAGGAACUUCAAUUGUGGAUGUUCUAGCAUGAAAUACUGACUAUUAUUGUUGUUUCUGAUCUUCCUUGCAGAUCAUUAACCUUUUUGUAGCUGUUAUCAUGGAUAAUUUUGAUUACUUAACACGGGAUUGGUCUAUUCUGGGUCCUCAUCAUCUGGAUGAGUUUAAACGGAUCUGGGCUGAAUAUGAUCCUGAAGCCAAGUAAGUCCCAGGACCAUGUUCCAGAUACAUUUUUAGGAGAAUAGUUGCCCUAACUUCUGUCUAUUCACCACUGAAUUUAUUAUUCUAAAACCAUAGUUGUGGCAUAGCUAAAAGUAACAACAACAACAACACUUUUGUAAAGCAUUUUCAAGUGUUGAAAGUGCUUCACAUGCAUUAUCUAAUUGUUGUUCUUAUAAUAGCUCAGUAAAAUGAGUUAUAUUAUUAUCCUCCCUAUUGCAGGUAGGAGAGACAGAGUUGUUUACUUAAAAUAAAUUGUUGACCAGAAUGCAGCAUAAGUAAUUUUGGAGAAUGCUCUAGAGAGAAGAAACUUUAGCUGAAUAACAUCCUUUUGUUUUGAGAAUUUUAAAAAAGGUUUUACAAAAGACCACUAUUUUUAGCUGAAUUUAGGACCAUGAGGACUCAAAACCCAAAAGAUCUGGACCAAAGUGUCAACCUCUAUAUCCAACACCACAGAGCAGUUAUAAGGAAGGUAUACCUGAUCAGAACUGCUUUUACAGCGCAUACGUGGGUGGUGCUGUCGUCUAAACCACUGAGCCUCUUGGGCUUGCUGAUCAGAAGGUUGGCAGUUUGAAUCCCUGCAACAGAGUGAGCUCCCGUUGCUCUGUCCCAGCUCCUGCCAACCUAGCAGUUCAAAAGCAUGCCAAUGCAAGUAGAUAAAUAGGUACCGCUGUGGCGGGAAGGUAAACGGCAUUUCUGUGCGCUCUGGUUUCCGUCACGGUGUCCUGUAGUGCCAGAAGCAGUUUAGUGAUGCUGGCCACAUGAAUCGAGAUGAGUGGCACAACGCCAUAGUUGCCUUUGACUGGACUUAACCGUCCAGGGGUCCUUUACCUUUAUCCUUUACAGUGCAUAAGCAAAACAUAGCCAGAUUAUUUAAGAAUACAGAAUGCAGGUGGAAGUCUUUACUCAUAAUUGCAUAUAUUUGCACAGUUGCAUUCUAGUGUUAGUUAACUUUUAUUUUGUUUUUCUUACUAAAUGUGUUUAGAACCUGAAAUGCAUUAUUCCUUUAUAAAGGAUAUUCUGUAGAGCAGGGGUAGCCAAUGUGGUGCCUUCCAGAUGUUGCUGAACUCCAACUCCCAUCAUCUCUGACCAUUGGCCUUGCUGGCUGGGCUGAUGUGAGUUGGAAUCACCAACACUUGGAAGGCACAACAUUGCCCAUCCCUCACCAUAGAGGCUUUUAUUGAAUUAGAGAAAGUGAGUUUUUCAGGAGUAAAUUUAUAGUCCUAGUUUCACUAGACUAGGAAAGCAGGUUUAUUUUCAGUGUCACAGUGCAUGCUGCUACAUCAUGGGAUAAAAUCCCUUAGAAAGUCAGAGGGAGUAUACUACACUGCUAUAGUCUUAGAAAGAGGCAGAUGCACAAAUCAUUGGUUUUUCUGAAUUAAGAGAUAACUGAUUUAAGUACGUUUUGUUGUAAAAUCCUACCAAUUCAAUAAAAACCCAUAUUAUUGUAUGUGUUUUGCAUCACUGCAACUUAAAAGCAAGAGUUAGUUGCAAUGCCCUGGUUUUUGUUAAAACUAACGUCAUAAGGUAUAGGCCCUAAAUCAAAGCCUGUAUCUGCUUCCUUUGCAACAGACACAGCAUAGAAUUCAAUUCAAUUGUUACAGCUUGCACUAGCUCCAGAAUAAAAAUAACAACAGAAUUUGCUAUAUACAUACAGAAACAGUUGGAAAAUAUCCUGAAAAUAUAGGGUGAUACAGGAAGGCAAAGCAAUAGGCCAGAGAGCCUGAGAUCCCAAUUCUUCAAUAUGAACUUCUCAAAACUCAAGAUGAACAAUUCUCAGAUUUAGUAUUUCAUUCCCAACACAGAAUGCACAGCAUAUUUGAGAUACUUUUUAAAAAAAUUGUCUGGGUUAAUCAAAAACCAGUAGUAGGGAACUGGCAUGCAACUUGGGCCCUUAGCAAUGAAGGCACUCAGGCUCACAGGAUUGUAUUUGACUCAGAUAAACUCAUAUAGUGUAGGUGGAAUUCAGUGUCAUAUUAUGAUGAUUGUUCCAUCUGCACAUGCAUUUCUGACUGCUAGACACAACAAUUUCUCCAAUCCUUCCCCUGCAUGCUAUUUUGGGGGUUCUCUCAACUCUCUUAGAGGAGAUGAGGGGAAGGUGCAGGGGCAAGAAGAUGAGAAAAGCCCCACUGCACUAGCAGGAGUCCUUGCACUGAUUCUCACUAGCACAAUGAAUUAGUUAAAUCUGGUCCUGUAUUCCUAACUAAGUGACACGUCCCUUUUGCACUUUCUCCUAUAGGGGACGUAUCAAACAUCUAGAUGUGGUGACACUGCUCCGUCGGAUACAGCCUCCACUGGGUUUUGGGAAACUCUGUCCUCACCGGGUAGCUUGCAAGGUAUGACACUUCUUUCUUUUUACAAAGGCGAUCACAUUAACAGAAUCUAAUCUUUGUUUGCAGUGCUGUUUUUCUAGAAAAAGAGGUGCCGGAACUCACCUCCCUUGUUCUCUUAUUAUGGCAAUGGCACCCAUCUGAUAGGUGCUGGAACUGAGUUCCAGAUGAAAAAAAGCCCUGUUUGUUUGAGACCUCUCACUAGAUCCAGACAUUAGUCCCUACUAAGCAUUCUAUGGCUCUCGUAGCAACUGGUGUUUAGGAUAUGGCAAAACUUGGAUAAUGUUGCCUCUCCAAUUUAAUGUCAAUAUGUCCCUUAGCUGCUGUGUUCUGAUCAGACCUACCCACUAUGGGGAGGGAAUGUGAACUGAUGUCGAUUUGCUUUAAGAAUAUAUCUCGUAUUGGCCUGAAUAUAAGCCUCACUUUUCCGCCAAAUUCUGACUGUGAAAAGUUACACUUAUAUUCGCAACCUUAUGGUAUGCAACCAGGAGUGUGGGGCAAACAGUGCCAGGAGCACAGCAAAGUGGCAACCGCCCAAUAAUAAUAAUAAUAAUAAUAAUUUUAUUAUUUAUACCCCACCCAUCUGGCUGGGCCUCCCCAGCCACUCUGGGCGGCUUCCAAAAAAAUAUUAAAAUACAUCAAACAUUAAAAGCUUCCCAAGGCCGGGAAGGGAGAGAGCACGGCUCCCCCACUCCCAGUAUGCAGCCAGGAGCAGCGAGGAAUGGAGCGGCUUAUAUUUGGGUAUUUUUUCUUUUUCUCCCUCCAAUUUUAAAUGUGCAGCUUAUAUUCGGGCCAAUACGGUAUAUCACACCUUUGUCCAAAAAUGUGUAUCAGGGCAGUGUAUAUAAAAAAUUAAAAUCCACAGCAAUUUAAAAUGCCUUCCUUGGGGAAUGGGGGUUCCAAUACAGAGAAGGCACUGUUUUGAACAUAUAUAAUGUAUUUCUCCUAAAGGUAGUACACAGAGAAGGCCUCCUCUGAUGAUCUUAAUACACAGAAAGGUUGAUAUGGGAGGAGGCACUCCUUCAGAAAUAUAAAGGACACCAACCUUUAUCUUUUUCCUCCUCCAACCCUUUCUUUGGUAUCAUAUUUUUCAGAUUGCAAAUAAAUGUAGUAAAUAAAUAAAUCCCAAACCCUGAGCCCAAUUUUAGGUAGGCCUCAGUGCUGCAGCCAUCUCCUGUCUAGACUUUUUGGUUGGACUACUGUCAGCUUCAGCAGCUGCCUGCAUGUGUCUGCACAGGCCCAUGUGGGUGUGAGAAUGUGCCAGAGAGCAAGAUGAGAGAGGUGACUGCAGCAUGUAAGGACCGAGCCCUGUGGAACCCCACAUUGAAGGUUCCACAGGGCUGAAAAGCAUUCCCCAAGCAAUACCCUCUGGGAAUGACCACCCAGGUAGGACUGGAAUCACUGCAAAGCAGUGCCACACACCCCUCCCCCAGUUCAGACCGUCGCUCCAGAAGGAUACCAUGGUCGAUGGUAUCGAAAGCUGCUGAGAGGUUGAGAAGAAUUAACAGAGACAUAUCUCCCUUGUCAAACUCUGCCUCCUCCAUCCUUUAGUGACUGGUAAGCCUCAGUAAUUUACAGCCCUCUCACAUGAACCCUGGAAUAGAAAGUUUGAGAACUUCUGAUUUAGUCUGUUGGUAGCUGGACAACAAUGCAGCAUUUUCCAUGAAAACUUCUGGAAAUGGUCACUUUUGGAUGCAAUAUACCAAGUUUGUCCAGGAAGAUUCAAAAGUCAAAAAAGAAAGAACCUGGGGGUGAGGGGUAUAGCAGUAUUUGAGUUAAUCUUGAACCUGAUAAGAGAAAAGCAUAUGAAUAAAUAUAGUUCAUUCAGCAUAAUAUUUUCUCUAUUUUUUCAAUCCUCAUAGCGCCUUGUGUCCAUGAAUAUGCCACUAAAUAGUGAUGGGACUGUCAUGUUUAAUGCAACUUUGUUUGCACUGGUCAGAACAGCGCUGAGGAUCAAAACAGAAGGUAAGACCCUUAAGGUGCAGUAUGAUUGUGUGGGAUACUAUCAAGGCUGGGCCAUGGACAGCAGCAGUCUGGAGUGAGCCAGGAACCGGGAGUCAGGACUAAAGACAAAUACAGACCAAAGUGCCAUUUAUAUUUAGACAGACAUCUAGUGACUGGGGUAAGCAGUUUAGUCACAUUUUUAAGGUAUGGUUUUUACACCUAUAAUGACUUAAAAUUUAAUUCAUAACAAAUUAACUAAUUCUUCAGUUUAGGCAGGUGUGCAGUCAUGUACCAAAUUACCUUAUUAUAACACCAUUCUUUUGUGGCUGGCAGAGAUAUAUGACUUUUCUGAAGGCUGUUCGCACAUCCAUGUCAGUAUGUCAGAAUACAUGGGUCAAAUGUGACAAAUAUGACUUUGCUUUUACCCUGUUCAAAUUAACAUUUACAAAGUGGCUGUCAACUAACUUUCAGGAUUAACAUAGUGAUGUAGUAAAGCUAAGUUCAUAAUACAGAAAACUAGAACUGAGUACACAGUUAAUUCAUCAUACUUCAUUAUGACUGUGAUAAUGUUUUAUUAUGGUUUUAUAUUUGCUGGAAGCUGCCCAGAGUGGCUGUGGCAACCCAGUCAGAUGGGCGGGGUACAAAUAAUAAAGUAUUAUUAUCAUCAAUCUAGAUCUAUUUAAAGUUCAUCCAUAGCUACAAUUGUUGUUACAUGAAAGCCUUAAAUCUCUAGCUAUAUAAGAAUCACAUUAUACAAAUGUGUUAAUAGUAGCCUUGAGUUUUACUUGAAAAGGGUCAAGUUGACCCUAAUUGCUAGUGUUUUUGCUGCUCUUGAAACUUCCUCCCGCUGAAUGGAGUCUUUAUUUGCACUACAGUUUUUCUUCCUGGAUGUAUCUGUAUUCAACAUUAUAACUAUGUUAGACCUGGCUUUAUCAUUAUACAGGGGUGUAUUAUUUCUAGGGUUAUUUCCCCUGUAUUUCUCACUCUAAGAAUCCCUAGAUUGUCUUCACACAACCUUUCCAAUGAGAGAGGAGUAUUCCUUUUUUUUGGGGGGGGGGGAAUAAAUUUUUAUUGAUUUCUUCUUUCCACAAUAAGUGAUAAUUCCACAAAUAACAUCAAAAACAGGUUUUCCUCCCUUUCCCCAUAUAUACAUUUAUCCUUUCAACACUAUCUCUUGCGAGAUUCUUAAAAUCUCGCUACUUCCCUCCAUUUCCACUUCUGGUUCUUUAUAUAUACCAAAUUCUUCUGCAUUUCCAUAUCUAUGCUUAGCCCAUUAUUAUAUCCUUAAUUAUCCAAAUUUCUGGUAAUUGCAAGAAUUUAGUUGAAGCCUGUUAAUGUUUCAGCUUGUUUAUAAUAUUUUUGCACAUAUACAAUAAAUGUUUCCCACUCUUUUUUAAACUUCUCAUUAUCAUGGUCUCUGAGCUUUGCUGUCAGUUUUGCCAUCUCUGCAUAGUCCAUAAGUUUGAUUUGCCAUUCUUCUUUUGUUGGUAUCAUUUCUUCCUUCCAUCUUUGAGCUAACAGGAUCUGGGCUGCUGUUGUGGCGUACAUAAAUAUCCUCUUCUGUUCUUUGGGUAGUUCAGCCCCUAUUAAUCCUAUUAAGAAAGCUUCUGGUUUUUUUAACAAAAGACAUUUUGAAAUUUUUUUUCAAUUCAUUAUAAAUCAUUUCCCAGAAAAACAAAUGCUUUUGAGGAAACAAUACAUAUGUGCUAAGGAAUACUCCUCUCUCAGUUUCUGGGAAAUGAAAGAGAAGUAAUCCUUAGCACAUAUGUAUUGUUUCCUCAAAAGUAUUUUUUUAUGGUAAAAUGCACAAGCUCACCGCAGUGUUGGGUGGCUGUAGUAAUUUGUAUCAAGCAACAUGGAAACCUGAUUUUGAAAAGAUAAUCUCACAGAAGUUUUAGGAUGUUUUUAUGAGUGCAGAUCCCAAAAUCUGCUCUGUGCAUAACCAGAAGGAAGAACAUUUGUAAGUCAGUGAGUUGUUGUUUAGUCGUUUAGUCGUGUCCGACUCUUCGUGACCCCAUGGACCAGAGCACGCCAGGCACUCCUGUCUUCCACUGUCUCCCGCAGUUUGGUCAAACUCAUGCUGGUAGCUUUGAGAACACUGUCCAAACAUCUUGUCCUCUGUCGUCCCCUUCUCCUUGUGCCCUCCAUCUUUCCCAACAUCAGGGUCUUUUCCAGGGAGUCUUCUCUUCUUCUCAUGAGGUGGCCAAAGUAUUGGAGCCUCAGCUUCAGGAUCUGUCCUUCCAGUAAGCACUCAGGGCUGAUUUCCUUAAGAAUGGAUAGGUUUGAUCCUCCUGCAUUCCAUGGGACUCUCAAGAGUCUCCUCCAGCACCAUAAUUCAAAAGCAUAAAUUCUUUGGCGAUCAGCCUUCUUUAUGGUCCAGUGAGUAGGUAGUAUUUAAUACUACACCAUUUCAGUCAAAUCUAUCCCCAAUCUGAAGAAAGGAGUUGGGGGUUCCUUACUAGGAUGUAGGCAAGUGGGGAUUUCCCUGCUGCAUUCUGCCCCCACCCCAUUCCAGCCUGUUCCGCCCCCUUUCAAUGCCAAAAACUGUGUGUGUGUGCAGUCACAUGUGACUUGAACUCACGUGAGUGUGGUGUUGCCUGUAUCAUCUUUUUUUGUCCUCCCCUAACAUUAAGCGGUUUGGACUCUGUUAUGGUAGAAAUCAAUAAAAUCAUAGGUACUGACCUUCCAUUUGACCUGUUCUUUAUUCUGUUUGGAUUUACAAAAUGCUAGGUGAAAAUGUGAAAAUGGUAACUCACCUUUCAAUAGCAGCAGUAGAAAAAGACAACCCUGCUUUCAUUGAUUAGCGGUGUCUGUAGGUAUCAGAUAUGGCUUACUCAGUCAAACUGACUAAUAUGAUAACAAUUAGAGAAGGGAGACAGCAAAAUGUGUAUUUAUUGAUAAAUAGAGUUUCUUUACCAUGUUUUAAGGUGGAUUUAAGCAACAGUGCUUGUGUUCUGUGAACUUUGCUUUUGCAAUUAAUACUGCAAGCUUUGCAAUAUAUGGUUACGUAACUGCAUAUACAGUGGUACCUUGGGUUACAUACGCUUCAGGUUACAUACGCUUCAGGUUACAGACUCCGCUAACCUAGAAAUAUUACCUCGGGUUAAGAACUUUGCUUCAGGAUGAGAACAGAAACCGUGCUCCAGCAGCGCGGCGGCAGCAGGAGGCCCCAUUAGCUAAAGUGGUGCUUCAGGUUAAGAACGGACCUCUGGAACGAAUUAAGUACAUAACCAGAGGUACCACUGUAUUAUUAUGUACAUCUUGUAUAUUCACCAAAAAAUAAAUAAAUAAAAUGCAUGCCCUUCUGCUUUAUCCACAUGCAGUCUCUCACACCAUGCUAUGCAGGUCAUAAAAGCCAGCAAAAAGUUUUUUUUCCUUCAUUUUUUUGUACAGGCUUAAUUGUGUUUGCUAGAAUCAAAGAUGUUUCUGAGAGACUUGUCUUAAAAUUACUUCUCGGGCUACUGUUUCUUCUGGCAGGUAACUUGGAGCAAGCAAAUGAAGAGCUGCGUGCAAUAAUUAAAAAGAUUUGGAAGCGCACCAGCAUGAAGCUGUUGGAUCAGGUUGUGCCCCCAGCAGGUGGUGAGCACACCUUUUUUCUGUAUUUAAUACUGAAGGACAAAUCAAUAUUUUUCCAUGCAAAGAAAUAUUAUUUAUGAUGGCGAUGGCUAGACAAGUACUGUAAUAGCCAAGAACGGGAAAUGACAAGCUGAACCUCUGGUACAUGGGUAUUAGUGAGUAGAAAUCUGCAUUAACAGAAAAAAUUACAAAACAGUUGAGAGCAGCCAAACAGAUAUAGACAACUUUAUUGAAAAAAUGUAUUUUUCUUACUACUUUUGGAAACAAAAGAAGAACACUAUGUAAGGCAUUUAGAUACACAUGACAAACUCUGAUGUGCAUUUUAGGAUAAGAUAUAUGAAAAGCUACUCUCUAUUGUUAUCAGUUAUACACUUAAAUAAGUACACUGAUAUGUAUACAAUCUCCCUUUCUACCUACCAUUAUUUGUUCCUCUUUCUAUUCUGCUUACAUGUUAAACAUGGAACAAUAAAAUAUAUUUUUUUAAUACUCUGUAACAUGCUCUGUAAUUACUUGGAAAAGAGAAGCCUAGCUUCUCUUUACAGUAUAUGAGAAUAACUACUUGCCUGGCUGGACAUUACCACCAGUAAAUAACUAUGCCCUGGUGAAUGAGAAAUCAACAAAUAAAUAUAAUUGUUUUCAGCUUCUUCUAUGCUUUUAAACUUAGAUGAUGAGGUAACAGUUGGAAAGUUUUAUGCUACAUUCCUGAUUCAAGAGUAUUUCCGAAAAUUCAAGAAACGCAAAGAACAGGGCCUUGUUGGCAAACCUUCACAGAGGAAUGCUCUUUCCCUCCAGGUAAGAAACAGAUAUUGCUUAAUAUUAUGCUACUGAUCCACCACAUCCACCAUUUCCAUAGUCUUUCCACCAAAGAUAUAAACCAAUGAAUCUCAAACUGUGGGAACAUUGGGGAGGUACAACAUCCUAUUUGAUGAGUCCCAGACCUAAUUUUAAAUGUAUUCUGACUAAAACCCCAUUGAAUGCCAGCUUUAUGCCCCUCCAAGACAUGGCUAUACCAGGUAUCCUUUUGUGUACUUUUUAUUGAUUGUGCUCAGCUCCUGCAGAACAAGCUUUGAUUUUUCACAGGCUUUUCAUUUCUAUGAUACCUUAAUAGACACUCCCAUUUAUCUAAACCACUGAGCCUCUUGGGCUUGCCGAUCAGAAGGUCGGCAGUUCGACAGGGGCGAACAAAGGUGUCAUGACACCUGGGGCAGCAAACCGCGGUGCAUGUGCGGUGCAUGUGUGGCGUUGCUACAUACACCGUACAUAGUGGGUUGCUGGUGGCAGUGCUCCAGCGCCGUACGGACGGUGCCGGGAUCCUCUGCUUGCAGCUGCAGCCGCAAAUGGAGAAUCCUCCAUUCGUGGCGGUAGUGGCAAUGGAAGGAUCCCACCCGCCGUCCAUGCAGCGCUGGCGGCAAACCGCUAUGUACAGCGCUUGUGCGGCGGCGUUACAUACAGUGCAUGCAUGUGGCACCACACAUGCACUGUACAUAGUGGUUUGCUGCAAGCGCCAGGAUCCUCUGCUUGCAGCCGCGAACGGAGGAUCCUCCACAUGCGGUGGCGCGAUGGCUGCUUGAGCCCCCGCGGGGUGCCUUCUUGUCACCCCCCCGACAUGGCACCCAAGGCACACUGCCCCCCCCCCCCGUUGCAACGCCACUGCGGUUCGAAUCAGCACAACGGGGUGAGCUCCUGUUGCUUUGUCCCAGCUUCUGCCAACCUAGCAGUUUGAAAGCAUACCAGUGCAAGUAGAUAAAUAGGUACCGCUGCAGUGGGAAAGUAAAUGGUGUUCUGUGUGCUCUGGCACUUGUCACAUUCCUCCAUGCACCAGUAGCGAUUUAGUCAUGCUGGCCGCAUGACCUGAAAAGCAAAUGCUGGCUCCCUCAGCCUGAAAAGCGAGAUGAGCACCACACCCCAUAGUCGCCUUUGACUGGACUUAACUAUCCAGGGGUCUUUUACCUUUUUUACCUUUAUCUACUCCAAUAUUAGAAUAAGCUUCUGCAGUCAUGUAGUUUGCCAGUUUUUGCUUAAAAGUGAAAACUGAAACUAGCUUCUAGCAAUGGAGAGGCGAGAAGAGGCUACUUAUGACCUUCCUUGCACAACAGCUUUGCAAUGUAUGCCAGUUGCAUCCCCAACUGUCUGCUUGCUGCCACCACACUCCCUAUUAACCGCUAUAAGUCCCAGGUUAGGUGAAAUCUGGGAGGUCAGAUAAAUUGCUUCUAAAGGGACACUGUCCUGGCCCUUGCUGCCAGAUUAAGAACUCAAACUUGGGUUUCUGUUUCUUCCAAACUACAUAAUGCACAAAUCUAUUAUAUAUUGAAAUGGCUAAGCAUGAAUUGAAAUGUUGAUCCAAUAAAUUCUACAACCCUGCCUCUUCCUUUUGAAAAGCAGGAUGGGAGCAAGCCUUAGCAUGGCAAAAGACAGGCAUUUCUCCUCUGGGUAGGCAAUGAGGAACUUCUGUGAGUGGGCGCCAGCAUCUGCAUAACCAUGACAAAAGAGAUGCGGACUCAGUAUCCAACUUAUUCUCCAGCAGAGAAUUCCUCACUAACAGAAUAUAAUUUUGUCUUCCAUUCUGUACCCUCGCUUUGCACCCAUUUCCCUCCCUCUCCUUUCCCUUCCCUCCUCCGCUUGUCCACACUGCUUGCACAGACCAUGACCAUGGUAACCUCCUUCAUCCUCCUCCUCCUCCAGGAGUGAAUCACUCACACAAAAUGGUUGCUACCUGUAGUUGCAUGGGGUGGGAAGGGGAUCCUGUAGGGGUAUAAUGUGGAGGAAGUGGCAGUGGGGUUGGCAAGUGGAGCAAGCAAGGACGCAACCGCUAGUUAAGAAUAACAAAGAAGGAAGAGGGAAAACAGAUAAAGCAGAAUAUUUAAAAUAACAGGAACUUGUUGGUUCAAAGCUAUCUAACCUAAUUAUGGGACUUACAAAAAAGGCUUCUGUUCUAGUGAACAAUGCAGUGUAGAUACCAGCUGCAGAGUGUUAUGAUGGUCAAUGAGGGACAAGAGACCCUGAUGUAAAGGAUCCCGAUAUGAGUGGCCAAAACCUGCAUGGGCACAGUCCAUGUUUUAAGGUUUUCCUUUCCAUAUUGGGUUGAGUGACAGCUGGCACUUUUUUAGCCAGAGCACAGGUCACAUCUGCAAACACCUUUAGGGAAGUUGGGGGAGAUGGUAGUCAUCUUCUGGGAAUAUGGGGAAGUGCCUAUCUGAGGAACUGAUAUUUCUUGAUGUUGUUGCCAGACUGAACUUGGUGUGUGCUUUUGUACUGGUAGGUGGUUAUGCCUGGUUCAUUCAAGCAAAAUGUAGGGCAAGAGAGCAGAGCUUUUCUCCACAUGUCUUACUUACUAAGGAGAAAUAACUAGGUUAAAAUUCAAGUUCCAUAUUGGAUUUUUUAUAUAGAUUUUUGGUAUAGGACCUCAAGAGUAGCUGGUGAGAGACAUGCAGCUGAGCUGGAGCUACCAGCUCAAACCUGCUGAGUUUCUGAGCUAGAAUAGGCUUAUUUCCUCCUAAGGUAAGGGGAAGUGACAUAGCUAAGCCUGACAGGACAGCUUACUCUAUGACAUUGACUCCUUCACGCAUUAAUUAGACUAACCACAUUUUUCGCCCUAUAGGACGCACUGUCCCAUAAGGCGCACCUAGUUCUUUUGGGGGGAAAUAAAGGGGGAAAUUUUUAUUCCCCCCCCCAGAAGUGGGGCUGGGGCGGGGGAAGCCCGAGCUUCCCCCGACCCCAGCCCCCAGAACAGGCAGCUCUCCGCAAGCCGCGGGAGCCCAGUGCCGGGCUCCCGCGCCUUGCGGAGAGCUGUGCGAAGCCUGGAGAGCGAGAGGGGUUGGUGCGCACCGACCCCUCUCGCUCUCCAGGCUUCAGCGAAAGCCUGCAUUCGUCCCAUAGGACGCACACACAUUUCCCCUUCAUUUUUGGAGGGGGAAAAGUGCGUCCUAUAGGGUGAAAAAUACGUUAAGUCCAUUGGCUAUAUCAGGCUGGUCACCCCACCACCACAACAUCCCAUUUCAUUGAGGCUCAGUAGCUCUUAGGUGCCCAGUUCCAAGUAAGUUUCACUAUUUUUUCUCUAACCUACUGAUGUGCUAAAUUAUACUAUUUUACAGGCUGGUUUGCGCACAUUACAUGAUAUUGGACCAGAAAUUCGACGGGCAAUCUCUGGAGACUUAACAGCUGAAGAAGAAUUAGACAAGGCCAUGAAAGAAGCUGUUUCUGCUGCCUCUGAAGAUGAUAUUUUCAGAGUAAGUACUUUUCUAAAAACCUCCAUUGGCCUAUGGAAUUAGAUCAUAUUCUAACAUAUCAAAUCACAAAAAUCAAAUAAAUCUGUUAUAUCCAACAAGAAGCAAUGUCCCAUGAUUCUGUCAGAUCAAUAAUUAAGGUUGGUUGUUUGGGGGGUGGAUUGCUUCUUUAGGUUUAACAAUGUACUAGGGAGCAGCUGGGGGACGCGGGUGGCGCUGUGGGUUAAACCACAGAGCCUAGGACCUGCCGAUCGAAAGGUCGGCGGUUCAAAUCCCCGCGGCGGGGUGAGCUCCCGUCGCUCGGUCCCAGCUCCUGCCAACCUAGCAGUUCGAAAGCACCCCAAAAAGUGCAAGUAGAUAAAUAGGGACCGCUAUCCAGCGGGAAGGUAAACGGCGUUUCCGUGUGCUGCGCUGGUUCGCCAGCUGCAGCUUAGUCACGCUGGCCACGUGACCCGGAAGCUGCCUGCGGACAAGCGCCGGCUCCCGGCCUUUUGAGUGAGAUGAGCGCGCAACCCUAGAGUCGGUCACAACUGGCCCUGAUGGGCAGGGGUACCUUUACCUUUACCUUUAGGGAGCAGCUUGUCUGCACUUCUCUCUCUCCCUAGAUUGGUGUCAACAAGAUGAAACCUCAUUCACUUCUCUCCUUAGAUGGCAGUUAAUUAUGGAGGCUUAAAAUUUGUCUUGCUUAAUGUAAAUGGCCUUAGGGACCCUAUAAAGCCUGCACAAGUUGCCACUGCGCCCUGAUAUAGUUAUGCUUCAGGAGGUAUAUCAGUGAAGGAAGUCUACUCAGUGGCUGUUAAAAAGCACCUGGAUUGAUGACUAGCUCUGCUCUUUUGGGAGGAUAGCAUGUCAACAGCACGAGCCAUUUGGAUGUUCCAGAAGUAGGCCAGGGCUUUGUGGUGCAUCUUGGGACAGCCUUAAAAUGGGAUUAAACAAAUUCAUGGAGAAUUAAGCUAUCAAUAGCUAUUAGCCAUGAUAGCUUAUGUUCGACCUCCACUGCCAGGGGCAGUAUGCCUCUGAACACCAGCUGCUGAGAAUCAUAAAUGGGAGAGUGGUUCCCUUCAUGUCCUGCUUGAAAUAUUGGUGAAAAUAAUGACCAUGCCUCAUUUCAAACAAUACUGCAUGCAUGCAUAAAAUAAAUACAUUGGAAGUAUCUAUUUGACCCACUCACUAAGAAUAUGUUUUUGAUUUUGUUCACAGAGAGCAGGUGGCUUGUUUGGAAAUCAUGUCGGUUACUACCAAAGUGAUGGCAGAAGUUCAUUCCCUCAGACAUUCACCACUCAGCGCCCUUUGCACAUCAAUAAAUCUAGCAGCAAUCAGGGAGACACUGAAUCCCCAUCCCAUGAGAAGCUUGUGGAUUCCACUUUCACUCCAAGCAGCUACUCAUCAUCCGGCUCCAAUGCUAACAUCAACAAUGCCAACAACACUGCCUUGAGUCGCUUCCCCAGCCCACCAAGCUACCCCAGCACUGUCAGUACUGUGGAAGGCCAUGGCACCCCUCUAUCACCCACUGCACGGAUCCAAGAAGUUCCUUGGAAGCUUGGCUGCAGAAGGUAAAGAGCAGUAACUGUAGCAGUAGUUCUAUUAUUUCCUAUAAAUAUAGGGAUAUUUAUAUUUUGCAUUCUUGCCCCUACUUUGCUCUUUGCACAUUUGUAGGCCAUCCAUAUAUGUGAAGAGCCACACAGGAAUUAGUUAUGAGUAAGUGUCCCAGUAUAUGAUCUGUGGAAUGAAAUAAUAACCAUAGGGAAUAAGACUUGAGAGAGUUUGUGUUUCUCAAAUAGAGAUGAAAUGAACAUUAUUGUCUAGUAGAAAAGUAUUAGUACAACAACUAAGCAUCUGCUGUAAAGAUGAUUUGACACCUCUGCUUUGAAUUGAUGGAAAGUGAGCUUGCUAACAUAGCCCUGUUGCUAACAUAGCCCUGUCAUAGUACACUGGGCAACAUUUUGGCAAAUGCAAUGUGUUUCAAACUCCUAUUUUUAAAAAUCUCAGUGUUUAGCAAUAAAGUCCUUGGUUAAUUUUAGAGAGCAUUUAAGAAAUGGUAGUUAUCAUUCAUAAUAUAACUCAUUCUUUGAUUUUCAGAUGAGUUUACAUCCAUUUACAUAAAUGUAACUAAGUCUAGAGCAGUCAAGUUUCUUUUGCAAGACAAAUGCUUUUGCAAGAACUAGUAUUGUUCUAUUUUUCUACUUUUUCCUGCAAAUCCAAAAGAAAUCCAAAUAUAUUUUAUUUAUUUUUCCUUUCCAUCUAUAUUCCUGAUUUGAUCUUCUUUUCCUUCCUAUACUUCCCUGAAGAACUAGGACACAUUACUAUGAAACACUGGGGCGGUAGGUCUUUCUCUUCCUGCUCUUAACAUACUUGGGAUAUAAGUUACUUUAUAGACUGAUAUUAAAUAUAAACUAUUUAUUUUCAGUACUGACAGACCUAGUGAGAGAGCAAGAGAUCACAUCACUGAACAAAUAAAUGAUUACCGUAAUUUUUUGUAGUGUAGGGCAUAGACUUACAAUAAAUUAAUUUGAAUGAGUUAUGCAGAGCACUUAUAAGUCAUUUUGUAACUAAUUCUGCGUGCUCAGGUCAAACUACAAACUAUGUGGGAGAGCCCUGAAUGAUCUUCCAACUUUCUUUGAAAAAUUACAGAAAUGUGCUUGUAUGUUCAAGCGCAGUGAAUCUGCUGCCUGGUGCCUUAUGAACAUGAAAGAAAUACCAUACACAGGACUACGUUCUUGGAUCAAAACAGGCCACAACUUUAUUGAUUACAGAUCUAAAUGGACUUUGGCCUGGCCACUGGGUGAUUAUCAGUUCAAUCAGCCCACCUGGUGGCAGUCAGCAGAAUGCUGUGCUGGAUGAGGAUGUGUCCCCUUUUUAACCCUGGGAAGCAAACCUAAGUGGAGACUGCAGGCAGUCUCCAGUUGGCUCUGCUGCUCAAGUGAUGCUUCCCAAGUCCCCCCAAGUCUUUUUUUUCUGCUCUUUCAAUGCAUUUUUAAGUAUGAAAUGAUUAGUCCAGUCUGAUUCAGUGGUGAUGAGUUCAAAAUAAUGCUGUUAUUUCACAUUAACGUAGAAAGAUUUUUAUUUUUCCACCAAAUACUGAUAACUGAUAAAUGUAAAGUAACAGUAAUAGGAAACGGCUUAAGUAAUCAAUAUAGGUUGUGGACACCAAUUACAGUUUACCUUUGCUUUAUAGGCAAGUUAUUCAGCAGUUAUAUCUCAGGAUAGCAUCAACAGGGGAAACUGUCAUAUGUUCAUAUAUAAGCCCUGAAUAAGCUACAUAAACAUUUGCUUGAUCAAUCAGUUUGUAUCUCAGGUCUGUUUCUCCAAGCUUCUACAGUUAAGAUUGCAGUGUUGUAUCUUGGAGUUUAUUUAUUUAAUAUAUUUAUUUAUAUACCACUUCCUAAGUUCCUAAGUUGUGGUUUAAAAAGUUAUCACUUUAGCGUGCUUUUGGGAAGUGACGCAAAAGUUCUAUUUCAGAAGUAUGGACAAGCAUCAAGAACAUGAAGCCUAAAGUACAUGCUUUUUGUCCCCACCCUCACCCAUCUCAAAAUUUCCAUGUUAAUUCUGACAAAGUUAAGAGCUAUACGUAAGGACUGCAUCACACUUUUCUCAUAAUUUAUGUUUUGUGUGUUUUCUUUGAAUGGAUGUGUUAUAAAAUAAUGCAAAAGGAAUAUGUGUUUCUACAUUGCCUUCACUAUUUCUAUUUCUCUUAUAUUGAUUAGAUCCUGUUCCAGAGACAGUCAGGUGGCUAUUGUUUGUGAGGAGGAGACUUGUCAAGAGGAAGAGAAAUAUGAUGAGCAACUGAAUGAAGAAAUUGAGUACUGUGGUGAACCAAAGCUGGUACCAACUGAAAUGUGAGUAUUUUGCUAUUGCAGCCAAGUAGGGGUUGUUAGGUUUGUGGGAGGGGGGCGUCCUGCAACUCCAAACACAUAAAGCAAAAACCCCAGAGUUCCCAUGUAUUUCAAGCAAGGGAGUGAGGCUAAGAUUAUACUUACACUGCCAUUUUUCUCCAUCCAACCAUAGCACAGUUUGACCCUAGACUCUUAUCCUAGCUUCCAGUCCUAAUAGCACAAAUCAUCCUACGUGUUGCAGGAUGGGACAAUAUAUUUCCAAUCUGUACUAACUCAUACCUCAAAUAGGAGCCAUGUCCUCAUUUGAAGCUAACUUGUCCUUUUCCAUUACAGGCUCUCAUGUAAAGAUGAUGAACACAGACAGUUAACUCCACCUGAAAACAACAUUAGAUACUCUCCAAAGAGUGGGUUCCUGCAUUCCUCAUCACUAAGUAAUAAUUCCAGCUUCAUAUGACAAACAUGAAACAAUAUCUCUUCAGAUUUUCUAACCGCAAGCAUUUUUACUACAUGGGCGUGUUGGGAGUACUGGGGUUCAGCCAAUUUGAAAAACAUUGGCACCUACAAAAAAAAUAUUCUGCAGCUGUGGGAAUUGUUAGGCUGCCUGUUUUAACUUUUUCAAAGCAGAAUAGUUCUAAUUCUCUCAAAUAGCAAAUGGGGUUGUAAACCUUUCUCAACUGUACUACUUAUACAACAGGUACAUAGUCCAAUGACAGAAUAUUUCACUACCCCCCAAAAUACCCUUUUAAAAUUCUGACAUAUGUAAAACUAGGCACGCUAGGGAGAAAGAUAGAUUGGAACCCUUCUAUCAGACAGCAUGUUUUCUUUCUUCAGUGAUUCCCCAUCCAAACAUUAUGUCAGCCUCCACCUGCAUUUUGAUGUAGUACAGUCCAGACACAGGUUUGCCAUCUCAGUGCGAUGCAGGCCAAAAAUCACAUCUCAUAUGAAAGAGAUGUGAUCGGUCUCCAACCGCUUUCUGAACGUGGCAGCAGGAAGGAACCAACUGAAAAUGCUUAACCUUUUCUGUAUUUGCUGAUUUUCUCCUGCAAAUCCACCCCCUUUUCUUUCCAAUCAGGCUUAUUUCCAGUCUCGGAUUCUAACUGGGGUAAAAGGGUGCUAAAAACAAAAAGAGUUGCAAGAGGUCAGUGGUGUGCAGGAAAAUAUUGCGCAUCUGCCUCUACCUGCCUGUUCUCCUCUGCAAAUACCCUACCCCUUUAUUAGUGAUACAAGGCAAAUAUACAAAUAAGAACCCAUGUUUGCAUCAUAAAAUGUUACAUGAAGUUCCACCCCUAAUUGUGUUAUGAAAGCAGCUUAAAAUAUUAUCACACUUCUGUGCAACUGGCUUUGCAGGUCGAAGAGCAUCCUUUCAUCUGGAGUGUCUUAAGAGACAGAAAAAUCAGGGUACGGAAGUCCCACAGAAGACAGCAGUGCCCUUGCAUGUGGUACAUCAUCAGGUAAGCAUUCAUCAGUGAACAUCUAACUAUGGGAUCACACUCUCACUAGGUAUGCUUCUGAACUCAGCUGUUUCUGGAUUGGGGACAGACAGCAAUGGCCAGAAAUGCUGAUUUAUCAAUUACGUCUUAUAUGCCACCUGUACCUUCCUGAAAAACAAGAGUUUAGCAAUUACUGUUGCCUUGGUGAUCUUUCAGUUCAAUUGUUGCAUUGUACUGCAUAUAAUCCAAAACGUUCGGAAACCAAAGUGCAGCUUCUGACUGGCUGCAGGAAGCUCCUGCAGCCAACCAGAAGCCCUGUCGGACGUUUGGCUUCCAAAAUAGUUUGCAAACCCGAACAGUCACUUCUGGGUUUGUGGCGUUUGGGAGCCAAAACGUUCGAGAACUAUGCUGUUCGAAAACCAAGGUACAACUGUAUAUGCAGAGUAAAGAAGUAUUUUCUUUUGUCUCUCUUGAAUCCCCCUACAUUCAGCUUCAUUGGAUGACCCCAGGUUACAGUAUUAUGAGAAAGGGAGAAGGGUUUUUCUCCCUGUCCAUUUCUACCAUAUGCAUAAUUUCAUACAACUCUACCAUAUACUCCUCUAUUUACCUUAAGAAACCUUUUUUAUAAGUCAGCUUGUACAGUUUCUUUUCUCAUAUUAUGAUUCAACUUGCAGCCAUCAUCAUGUACAAUGUUCUCCUUUCUUUCUAUCUAUAGGCACUAGCAGUUGCAGGCCUGAGUCCUCUUCUUCAAAGAAGCCAUUCACCCCUAAGAUCAUCUCGGUCAUGUGCCACACCCCCUGCCACACCCUGUAUACAAGAUUGGUUACAGCAGCCUAUUAAAACCUUGCGGCUUGAAGGAGAGGAAUCCAAUGAGAAACUCAAUAAUAGCUUCCCAUCAAUACAUUGCAGCUCCUUGUAUUCCGAUAGCCCCAGCUCUAGCAGCACUCGAAAAGCCAGGCCGGUCUCCCUCACAGUUCCCAGUCAGACCAGAGAGUGUGGCAGACAAUUUCACGGCAGCGCUAACAGCCUUGUUGAAGCGGUAAGUUGAUGUGGUAUUGGUAACUGAUGUAACAAUCAUGACACUUAUGGAGAUCAGGCCCCAAAGUUACAUGUAUUCUAUGCAAUACAUUAUAUUUCAUGGACACAAAUAUAGGAGGUUAAGCUUACUUUUCCUUUAGAUGAAUCCAAAACUCUUACAAUUCUUAGAUAGACCAUUAAUCUGAACAAGACCACCAGUUUUUAUCCCAGUCAUGCAGUUUUUGAGAUCCCUGUGAAAUCUUUGCCUUUUACAAAAGUAAUUAACAGUAAAUGUAUGAAAGGAAAAUAAUUCCUUAUGUAGGAUAUAAAGUUUGUCAAAUAGAAACAGGGAGGUUGGGCCUGAGGGCAGGGGUUUAUUAAAAUGUUUACGUAAUUGUCCAAGGCCGUUAAUAUCCCCACUAUUAUAGCCUGCCCUCUUGAUCAAGAUUGCUAUUCUAUUCCUAUAACCAGAAUGUUCUAUAAAGCAAAAGCUUUAUCUGCUAGCACAAAUAUACAGAAGUGUAGUUUAAUAAAAUUACAGUUAUUAAAUGAACUAAACUGCAUUUGUACUGUAGGCAGGACGCUGUCAGGAGAUAACUUAGCAUGUAGCAUCUCUGGCAGAAAUGACCAGUAGUAUAGGUUUGAAGCAAGAGAAACCCAAAAAUUUUUUUUUCUAAAUACUGUGAGUAUUUCACUUUAUUUAUCUAUACUAGCAAGUGAAUAAAACAAAAUUGGCUCAAAGUGCAAUCCUAACCAUGUCUCCUCAAAAGUAAGCCCAAAUGAAUUCAAUGGGACUUACUCCCAAGUAAGUGGGUUAGGAUUGCAGCCUUUGAUCCUAAAUUGCUGUUCAGUUUAUGUUGGGGGGGGGGAUAUUUUUGUCAAUUCAGCAACCCCACAACACCAUAUUCAAUACCAUUCCCAAUCCCUACAAUCAGAUUUUCAGGGGUGCUGCAGACUGAAGAGGAAGGGGAUAAUGGGAAAGCUUUAUUACAUUAACUGCUCCAUUCAUAGAAGGAAAGAUAGGGCCCAAGCCAUUGUCCUAUAAAGCCAGGUUUACCCAUCAAAUUAUUACUGUCUGUUAUUUCCACAGAUUGCUUUGGCUCUUGUUAUUAUAUUAAAAUUGAUUUUUGCUUUUCUUUCUUGUGUUUGAUCUCCUGGCUCUUUAAAGGUCUUGAUUUCGGAAGGCCUGGUGCAGUUUGCUCAAGAUCCAAAGUUCAUUGAGGUCACAACCCAAGAGCUGGCUGAUGCUUGUGACUUGACGAUAGAAGAAAUGGAGAAUGCUGCUGACAACAUUCUCAAUGGUAACAGCAAGCCAAGCCCCAAUGGCAACCUCUUGCCUUUUGUUAACUGCAGGGACCCAGGGCAGGACUGUAUGGGAGAGAAAGAGGAAACAGCCCAGAACCCAGAUUGUAGAAAAAGUCAAGAGGAGCCUAAGGACAGCAGGAUUUAUAUCAGCAGCCUGUAG